Molecule: messenger RNA, 1224 nt
Organism: Leptosomus discolor (cuckoo roller)
Lineage: Eukaryota; Metazoa; Chordata; Aves; Leptosomiformes; Leptosomidae
Source: RefSeq, a predicted model, not a curated record
AAGAAGCAGGGAGAAGUGAGCAAAUCAGCCAGCGCUGACAGUACAACAGAGGGAACUCCUGCAGAUGGUUUCACAGUCCUGUCCACCAAAAGUCUGUUUCUUGGCCAGAAGCUGAACCUUAUUCACAGUGAAAUCAGUAAUUUAGCCGGCUUCGAGGUGGAGGCCAUUAUCAAUCCUACCAAUGCUGACAUUGACCUUAAAGAUGACCUAGGGAGCACUUUGGAAAAGAAAGGCGGCAAGGAGUUUGUGGAAGCUGUCAUUGAGCUUCGCAAAAAGAACGGGCCGUUGGACAUAGCUGGAGCUGUUGUCAGUGCUGGCCAUGGAUUGCCUGCGAAAUUUGUGAUCCACUGUAAUAGCCCGGGCUGGGGCUCGGACAAAUGCGAGGAGCUGCUGGAAAAGACGGUGAAGAACUGCUUGGCUCUGGCUGAUGAAAAGAAGCUGAAAUCAAUUGCGUUUCCUUCGAUUGGCAGUGGCAGGAACGGCUUCCCAAAGCAAACGGCUGCUCAGCUGAUCCUGAAAGCCAUCUCCAGCUAUUUUGUGUCAACAAUGUCCUCUUCGAUCAAGACGGUGUACUUUGUGCUCUUUGACAGUGAGAGUAUAGGGAUAUACGUGCAGGAAAUGGCCAAGCUAGAUGCCAACUAAGCCUAGAAAGCUCCAGUACCAGCCCCCUCUUCUACCCCUCACCCUCCCUCAAUCCUUAACUCAUUGUGAAGCAGAGCAUCCCUUAUUUUAAAUUUUGCUCAUCUAGGGGAAUAAAGGUGGGGGUUUUGUUUGGGUUUUUUUUGUUUGUUUGUUUGGGGUUUUGUUUCUUUGUUUUGUUUUUACUUUCUAAAAUGUUUUACGUUGGCACUGAUAGUUGGCAUUACUGCUGUUAAUGCACUGUAUACCAGGCAUCGUCUGAACUUAGUGUAAUCUAGGAGAUUUUAUAGUUUUAUUUUAAUGAAGUAUGGAUUGAAGCAGAAAGCUGUUAGGAGUACGUAGUCUUUUACUUGUGAAAGAAACGAGCCGACCCUAUUUUGUAACUGUGUCGUGGUGCUUUAUCAAUACAUCAAGUGGCGUUCCUUUCAUUUUUUAAAAAGAAGAGAUGCUAUAAACCUAAUUUGUGUUUGUUUAUUGUCUUAAUGAUAAAUCUGGAAGAAAAAAGAAAUACAGAAACCCUGUUGUCCUUAAUUAUAUUUACAAUUUUGAAAUUGUGUGAAUUGAUUUAGUAAAAUGUUUGAACUG